AUGGCCGAUAAAAAUGGUGAUCUGGCAAGGGCUGGCACAACAUGGGCCAAGGCUUAUGGAAUGGAAGUUCCAAUAAAUUUGCAUUGUUGGAUCAAUAGAAAAUCCUCUACCGAGAAGGCUUAUGCCAAGGUGGAAGCCAUCUCCAUGUCUCUGGGUAGCAUGUGGCGUUAUCUUUGGGAAAUAGUGCUAUUGGAAGUGGGACAUACCCAGUGUAUUUACUGCUUAUGCAAUAAUAGUUUAUAUCAAAGUCCCCUCUCCAGCAAGAGCUGAACAUUUGUCAGAAAUAUAAAAGAAAGAAAAUGAUGGAGUCCUUCUCAAGCAUUAUACUACAAAGAAAACAUUUACUUUGUCACAAAUGAUAUUGAAAACGAAAUAAUAACAAUCUGAAAAUUAGACUGCUCACAGAAUACAGCGGAUUCUGUCGCAGAUUUAACCGAGCUAUAA
This is a messenger RNA of Blepharisma stoltei, 444 nucleotides long. Lineage: Eukaryota; Ciliophora; Heterotrichea; Heterotrichida; Blepharismidae. The record is from the annotation of a GenBank genome assembly.